Molecule: messenger RNA, 858 nt
Organism: Cylicocyclus nassatus
Lineage: Eukaryota; Metazoa; Nematoda; Chromadorea; Rhabditida; Strongylidae
Source: the annotation of a GenBank genome assembly
AUGCCACCACAAAUGCUAAGCGCUUGGAUUCUUGUGGCAGUUGUCCCAUUUGCUCUAGCUGACUUUACGCCACAUUUCCGCAAAUUUCUACAUGAUAGCUAUGGAGUGAAUAUGGCCGGAAUGUUGGAACGAACAGAUCUUGGCCUAGAUGCAUCACUGGGUGGAAUGCAAGGCCCCAACGACCAACCCACAAAGCAAGCCAUCAUUCUUGUACAUGGAAUCACCAACAAAAUCACGCGAUUCAUGCCUAUGGUGCAUUUCCUCUACUCGAAAGGUUACAAAAGUUCUGAAGUAUACGGAACCACAUGGGGUGAUGCUGGUACAACACCCAUAGGAUUGGUAGAUAUGAAGUGUUCCUAUGUGAAGCAAAUCAGGUCACUGAUCAUAGCUGUGAGGCAAUAUACCGGCACACAGGUGGACGUAAUUGCGUACUCCAUGGGAUCCCCAAUAGCAAGAAAAGCUAUAUUGGGAGGACAAUGUGUCGAUACAAGGGAGAUUCUGGGUCCCCCUCUAACCGAGCUCAUCGACACUUUUCUUUCCGUUGCUGGUGCUAAUUAUGGUAGCGCACUUUGUGUAGUUCCGAUACCAGUGGGGACUUGUAACAGACGAACCGGCCUUCAUUGUGAGUCUGCAUUUUUGCAAGAUAUCAAUAAUCAAGCUAAAUAUGAAGGAUCUUUCGUGUACAGUAUCUUCUCGACAGCUGACGAAAAGGUUGGAUUCCGAACCUGUGGAAAGCCAGUGGCACCAAUUCGCGGUGGGACCGGAUAUGUAAAGAAAGACGGGCUUAGCCAUGACCAAUUGAUGGACAGCACACAUUUUCUACAGAUGAAUUUCGUAUCUAAACAUGCUCCCAAGUAA